Messenger RNA from Cladocopium goreaui, 1746 nucleotides. Lineage: Eukaryota; Dinophyceae; Suessiales; Symbiodiniaceae. The record is from the annotation of a GenBank genome assembly.
AUGACUGUAGCUGGCUCAAGCAGCUACCUUUUCACAGUGUGGGCGAUGAGAAGACUUUGUGCUUUCCCAAAUAGGUUCAAACUAUCAUAUUGCGUUUGUUAUGGCCGUUCCUAUGCAGGAUCAGCUAGCGGCCAGUCUAUGCUGCACAGUCAGCAACUCCAAUUCUUCUUGCAGGGUGCCCGUACUGCCCGCUUGACAGAUCGUGCUGUGUGCACGAUUGCCGGGUUAGCCGUGGGCAUCAGCCUUUUAUCCUUGUUUGAAGGCAGCCGAGAGAGACUGAAUCGACUACGGGCACUGUCUGAGAAGCAAGAUAUGCAGCUUCAGCGACAACUCCGGGAGCUGCGGUCCUGUAGCAUGCCGUUGGACCUGGCAGAGACGAGUACCUUGAUCCACAAGCUGUUCUGGAAGGACUGCCAGACUGACAUUCGUGAGGCAUAUUGCUUCCCUAGUGAUCAGCCCUUGGGUUCUGGAGCCUAUGGCGUGGUCUGGCUUGCCAAGCAUCGGAGGACAGGUAUCAAGCGGGCUGUGAAGCGAAUCGACAAGCGCUGGCUCAGACCUGGUGAGAUCGAGGCUUGGAAAAAGAUGGAUCAUCCGCAUGUAUGUCGACUAGUUGAGUACUUUGAAAGUCCACACUACUUGUGGCUCGUCACGGAGCUCUGCCAUGGUGAGGAGCUUUGCGAACGGAUCAUCUCGGAGCAGCGCGGUUUGCCGGAAACGGAGGUGGCAAAAUUCAUGGAGCAGAUGCUGAGGGCCACACUGCAUUGUCACCAAAGGGGGAUGCUCCACCGAGAUUUGAAACCAGAGAAUUUUCUCUUCACAGGCGCUGAUUGCGAAGACUUGAAGCUGAUUGACUUUGGCUUCGCAGUUCAGGAUGGUACUUGGUCCGCAGAGAGCAAGUACGAUGGAACACUGCUGUACGCUUCUCCGCAGCAGUUGAAGGGUGCUCACACAGCCAAGAGUGACGAUGUGUGGUCUUUAGGGGUCAUUUUCCACAUCUUGCUGACGGGCCAAUUCCCUUUCUCCACCAGUGAGGAUGCCAUCUUCAAGGAGAUGAGCGAGCGUGGAGUUCUUCAAAAGGAUCUCGAGGGGCACUUGGAGGGCCUCAGCUGCUCUAUUGAAGCUGCUGACUUGCUGCAUCAGCUGUUGACAUGGGAUGCAUCUGGACGGAUCAGUCUCGAGGCAGCACUGGAGCAUCCGUUCCUGGCUGUUGCUGGAACACCUCCGUCCCUGUCUGCUCAGGAUGUGAUCUUACGCCUAGACCACUUUGUCGAUAGUUGUCGCUUGAAACAGCUGGCGCAGACAGCAAUUGCUCACUUGCUGGGCGAAAGCCGAAAGGAUGGAGCUCUAGCCAGAGCCACUUUUGUUGAGCUGGAGCGCCUGGGAGAUGGAGAGGUGACGAUCACUUCUUUGCGCCACUUCUUGCAGAUGCAUGGAAUGCAACCUGCUGCCGGCUGGUUCUCCAAAGUUGAGCGACUGCUGGGAGAGAACGGAUGCAUUGGAUACACCAGAUUCUUAGCAGCAGCCUUGGAUGAUUCUGGCAUCCAAGGAGAUCAACGUGUGAAGAGUAUGGUUUUUGAUCUCCUGGAUUCCGAUGGAGACGGACUGAUCUCUGUAGAAGACUUGAGAUCCGGAUUGAAUCUGAGCCUAGAUGAUAGCACCCAAGUGAUUUCGGAGGCUCUUGCCGAUCUUGGUCUGUCAGGGCAGCAGGCCGGUGGAAAAUCAAUGAGUUUUCACGGUAGAAUUUAG